This is a messenger RNA of Neopsephotus bourkii (Bourke's parrot), 710 nucleotides long. It is a transcript of the gene CHTF8, whose product is annotated as chromosome transmission fidelity factor 8. Gene Ontology annotation, cellular component: Ctf18 RFC-like complex. The coding region runs from base 63 to 416 and encodes 117 amino acids. Gene Ontology annotation, biological process: mitotic sister chromatid cohesion. NCBI's taxonomy places the organism in Eukaryota, Metazoa, Chordata, Aves, Psittaciformes, Psittacidae. The record is from RefSeq and is a predicted model, not a curated record. The transcript is spliced from 3 exons.
GUGUGUGCCGGGGAAGGGCCGGGCCGGUCCCCCCGCGCUGACCGCGUCUCAGGGCCCGCAGCAUGGUGCAGAUCGUCAUCUCCAGCGGCGGCGCCGGGGCCCUGGCGCAGUGGGUGCUGGUGGAGCUGCAGGGCGAGGUGGAGCCCCGGCAGAGCGGCGCGCUGGCGGGCAGCCUCCUGGGAGACCUGCACUACACCCGCGAGGGGGUGCCCGUCCUCAUCGUGGGCCAUCACAUCCUCUAUGGGAAGGUGGUGCAGCUGGAGAAGCCCUUUGCUGUGCUGGUGAAGCAGGGAGCCGAGGAGCCAGGCCCUGCGGGGCCGGAUACGUGUUACACCAUCGCUGCCCUCAUCAAAACCAAGCUCCUUUUCAAAACCCGCCCCAAGCCCAUCAUCACCAAUGUGCCCAAGAAAGUGUGAGGACUUGGGCUGAUGGCUGCGAGCACCAGGCGACGCAGGGCUGGCAUCUCCAUCCUGUGUAGAGGACUCCAAGGGUCACCUCAAAGUGCAGAUCCUGCAUCUGUGUGCCCAGAGCUCUUCACAGGUCAUUUGUACCCCCUGCAAUGACUCAGUUUCUGAGAGCUGCCGUGCUCUUGGGCACAAACCCAAGUGCCAUCCUAGGUGAUGUGGGUCCUGAUGGGCAGAAACAUCCUCUGAGCACAGGGGCUGCCCUCAGGGCUUGGAUUCAGCUGGUCCCAGUGUGCUGCCAGCGCU